This is a messenger RNA of Cajanus cajan (pigeon pea), 3710 nucleotides long. RefSeq lists its product as uncharacterized. Gene Ontology annotation, biological process: guanosine tetraphosphate metabolic process. The record is from RefSeq and is a predicted model, not a curated record. Gene Ontology annotation, cellular component: chloroplast. NCBI's taxonomy places the organism in Eukaryota, Viridiplantae, Streptophyta, Magnoliopsida, Fabales, Fabaceae.
AUAAAUUCCUUUUUUUCUUUCCUCCAACCACUCAUUCUCUCUCUCUUUCGCCAUUUUCCCGGGAAAAUAACUGCCUCUGCCACCGUCACUAUAUUCACUUUACUAACAACUAUGAGCUUGAGCAUGAGCAUGCUCUCAUGCCAACGCUCCACAAUGCUAGCAGCACAAAACAAGUCUCCUUUUCUUCGCCGAUUCCGAUUCUUCAAACCUCACCGUUCCAGAUUUCGCUGUUUGCUUCACCAAAUCGCUGUUCCGACGUCCCUGGCACCAGUUCUCACCUCCGAUAACGUUAUCGCCGCCGCCGCCAAAGCCGCCUCCGUCCAUAGCGCCGUCUCCUCCGCCAUCACGCAGGUUGCCGUCACCGCCGUCGCAAUUGCUUCCGGCGCUUGUCUUUCCACCAAGGUUGACUUCUUAUGGCCAAAACUGCAGGAGCAACCAGGUACUAUGAUGCAGGAUGGAGUAGAUGUUACUGGCUACCCUAUAUUUAAUGACGCAAAGGUACAGAAGGCUAUAGCUUUUGCAAGGAAAGCACAUCGUGGCCAAAUGCGGAAGACAGGAGACCCUUAUUUAACACACUGUAUCCACACAGGAAGAAUUUUGGCUGAGUUGGUUCCAUCAAGUGGUAAACGAGCUGUUGACACUGUUGUGGCUGGUAUUUUACAUGACGUGGUUGAUGACACUUGCCAAAGUCUGCAGGACAUUGAGGCAGAGUUUGGGGAUGAUGUGCUCAAGUUGGUAGCCAGUGUUUCAAGAUUAAGCCAUAUUAAUCAGUUAUUACGCAGACAUCGGAGGGUAAGUGUGAACCAGUGCGUCCUUGGACAAGAAGAGGCAAGUAAUUUAAGAGUGAUGCUUUUGGGAAUGGUUGAUGAUCCACGUGUUGUGCUCAUCAAGCUUGCAGAUCGUCUUCACAACAUGAGAACAAUUUACGCUCUACCACUGCAAAAAGCUCAAGCUGUUGCAGAGGAGACCUUAAUCAUUUGGUGUUCACUUGCUUCAAGAUUGGGUCUGUGGGCGUUGAAAGCUGAACUAGAAGAUUUAUGCUUCGCUGUUUUACAGCCUCAAAUAUUUCAAAAGAUGCGAGCUGAUCUGGCUUCUAUGUGGAGUCCUACUAGCAGAACAGGAAACUUGAGGAGAUUCUCUGUAAAAGGCAACUUGAUACCUUUGAACGAGAAUGCUUCAAAUUCUUUCUACAAUGAAUCAUUGACAUUCAAUGAGGACGUAAGUAUGAAGGAUCUUUUGGAAGCUGUAGUACCAUUUGAUAUAUUGUUGGAUCGGAGAAAACGGGCUAACUAUCUCAGUAGUAUUGGGAAUAAUCUAGAGACAUGCACGAAAUCAAAGGUUGUUCAUGAUGCUGGGUUAGCUUUGGCAUCAUUGGUAAUUUGUGAGGAAGCACUUGAGCGAGAAUUGAUUAUAUCAGCUUCUUAUGUUCCGGGAAUGGAAAUUACAUUAUCAAGCCGAUUAAAAAGCCUGUAUAGUUUAUACAGCAAGAUGAAACGAAAGGAUAUAAGCAUUGAUAAAGUAUAUGAUGCACGUGCACUAAGAGUAGUUGUGGGAGACAAGAAUGGAACUUUACAUGGUCCUGCAGUUCAGUGUUGCUAUAGUCUUCUUGACAUUGUACACAGGCUUUGGACUCCAAUAGAUGGUGAAUUUGAUGACUACAUCCUUAAUCCAAAGCCUAGUGGCUAUCAGUCCUUGCACACAGCAGUCCAAGGUCCGGACAACUCACCUUUAGAAGUACAGAUAAGAACACAGAGGAUGCACGAGUGUGCUGAACAUGGACUUGCCGCACAUUGGCUUUACAAGGAAACUGGAAAUCCUUUUUUAUCCAUAGACAGCAUGGAUGAACCUGAAACAGAAGCAUCUUCCUAUUUCUCUAAAGAUUUAGAAGAAGGAAGUUCUUCGGAUAUUUUUUUAAGUAAAUAUAAGUCGUUGAAGGCUGGUCAUCCAGUCCUCAGAGUAGAAGGAAGUCACUUACUUGCUGCCGUUAUCAUUAGUGUAGAAAAUGAUGAAAGAGAAUUGCUAGUUGCUGUGAGCUUUGGGCUAGCAGCUUCUGAAGCAGUUGCUGACAGAAGAUAUUCUUUCCAGAUUAAGCGGUGGGAAGCUUAUGCACAACUAUAUAAAAAGGUGUCUAAUGAAUGGUGGUUUGAACCAGGACAUGGGGAUUGGUGUACUUGUCUAGAGAAGUACACACUAUGUCGAGAUGGUAUGUAUCACAAGCAAGACCAAUUUGGGCGCCUACUCCCAACAUUCAUCCAGGUUAUCAAUUUUACUGAGCAAGAAGAAUCUGAAUAUUGGGCUGUUGUAUCUGCUGUGUUUGAGGGCAGGCAAGUGGAUUGUAUAACGUCUCAGUCAAAAUUUGACUUGGUUGCAUCAACUUCUGGGGAAGCUAGCAUCAAUAACAAGGUACAUCUUUUGAGAACAAUGCUUUCCUGGGAAGAGCAAUUGCGCUCUGAAGUAAGUAUCAAGCAAACAAAGAAUGAUGCAGAACUUUGUGAUCUUCGUGAUUCUCUUGGGGAAGUGGUAAUCAUAUGUUGGCCUCAUGGUGAAAUUAUGAGGUUAAGAGCUGGUAGCACUGCUACUGAUGCUGCUCAAAGAGUUGGUUUGGAGGGAAAGCUGGUUUUGAUUAAUGGACAGUUAGUACUGCCCAAUACAAAACUCAGAGAUGGUGAUGUUGUUGAAGUGAGAAUUUAAAUAAUUCGUUCUUAAAAAAAUGUAAAUAAUUAUUUAAUGGCCGUAUGUGGUUAAAGUAGAUGGAUGGAAAUAGUUUUUUAUUUUAUUUGGGGAUGGGGAUUCUUGGUAUAGUUAGGUACUUUCAAGCAAAUUUUAAAAUAUGGUGGCUUUACACUUGAUUCCAAGAAUAUGUUGGAUAACCACAUCUUGUAUUAUAAUUACUUUUUUGUUAAUAUGUUGGUUGUAUGUGUGGUUAUUACGCAUUUUUGGAACUAUGGUUAUUCACUGUAUUUGGAAUUAAGCAUUAAACCACUGCAUUUUAAAUUUUGUUUGAAGCUGCAAUAAUUUUAUCAAGAAUCUUCGGAAAAGAGCGGCAAUGCCAGGAAAAUGCCAUUGCCGUGUAUUUGAUUGUUAGAAAUAGUUGUAUGAUACAUUUAGUUUUAUAGCAAAACGCAGGCUUAGGAUUGAUUUCUAAUGUACAGCCCUUAAAGCAUGGUUCAGUAUAAAAUAACAGUUCCAGCAGUGAAUUUCAGCAUGCCGUGAUGUAUUUUCCUUUUCAAUGUAUUUCCACCAAAGACUUCUCAUGGCAAUUGCAUGAUCUUAUGCACGAACUCCGUAGGUUUGGAUGAUAACCCUCCUUGUAAUAUAUAUGUUAUCACGUAUUUACUGUAUUCUAUUUCAAGAGAAAUUGCUACAGUAAAGUUUCUGGACAGGCAUCCAUUCCCCUAAAUCAUUCCAGUGAGAAGAACCACCUAUUGCUGACUGUUCGCUAUUACGGCAGGGCUUCAUGCAUAAGGAUCCUUUCUGCCUCAGGGUGACAGACUAGCUUGUUUUAUUUUGCAUCUUUUUACAAAUGUCUGGUUUUUACAUACAAGAUAGACGCUAGUCCCCAUAUAGCUUAUCAUUUUCACAUUUCUUAUGCACGUUUGGGCAUUUGAUGUAGAGUUAGACACUUCUCUCUUAUUGGUUAAGACAUUAUUGACUUCACUAAUUUGGGAAUGAAACACAUCAAAUGAAAAAUAGGACCUAUUUAUUAGUUA